AGCUGUCAGCCGAGUAAGAUGGUGCGAUUAUACUCGGCUGUUUGUAUAUCGACAGAUUGAAUAUUGUAAAUAUAUUGUCUUCCACUUUCAGAUCAUUCCCCGUAGCUACAGAAAUCUGAAGAUGGCCUCCUCUUCGAGUUUAGUGAUGCGAGGAGCUGUGCUGUUCACUGUGGGUGUUUUCUUCGCCCUGGUUUUAAACCUUCUACAAGUACAACGCCAGGUUACAGUGUUCCCUCCAGAGGUGCUGGCCAGUCUCUUCUCGUCAGCCUGGUGGGUGGCUCCAAGCUGUGGCACUGCAGCAGCAAUUAUUGGCUUGCUCUACCCGUAUCUUGAUCGUACGCUGGGUGAGGCUCAUUACUACAAGAGGGAGUGGUCGGGAGUGAUGCGGUGUGUUGCGGUGUUCGUGGGAAUCAACCACGCCAGUGCCAAAAUAGACUUUGCUAAUAACAUGCAGCUGUCGCUCUCAUUAGCGGCAAUGUCCAUUGGUCUGUGGUGGCUCUUCGACAGAUCUCGCAGUGGAUUCGGCCUCGGUGUAGGAAUCGCAGUUUUGGCAACAUUUGUCACACAACUUCUAGUUUACAAUGGGGUUUAUAGGUAUACAGAACCAGACUUCCUGUUUGUGCGAUCAUGGCUUCCUUGUAUUUUCUUCUCCGGAGGUGUUACCAUGGGAAACAUUGGCAGACAGCUGGCAACGUACGACGGAGACAAGUCCAAGAUGAAAGACGACUGAGAGGGAGGAGCUGGAGAGUGGACUGGAUCUCGUGGACGGUCUCUCGGAGAUCAGUUUCUUUCAACUGCCUGUGUUCACCGUCUUCAGUGUGUGCACCCCCACAACUGCAAGUUGACUUUGUGAACUUUGUGUCGUGCCAAACGAUCUCACUGUCAUGUAGGCUUAUUUGAGGAUGCAAUUUUCAUAACUACUUUAUUCCCAUUGCAGUCUUACUGCAACACAUACAAUUGGUGUGGGUCAUCAUCGGAGUAUUUCCAGCAGUGGGGAGACAUGGCCACAUUUUUCAUCAUAAACAAUGGUGUGGAACUGUAAUAGCUUGUCAAGGAACAAGACAGUUAACACUGCAACAGUAGUGCCGAACCAGUUGCCAAGUUCAUAAAGUACUUUCUAUCAACGAAAACAUUAUAAACUUGUUGAGAAUAACGAUGCCUUCAUAAACUGGUUGUUUUUUGGAAUCAGGUUCAAAAGGUUCCAGAUGUUUUAUUUUUAAUUGGCUCUUGUAAGGACGUACAUGGUCAAAACUUGCUAUAAAAAAAAAAAGAAGACAAAAAAGAACUAAUUAGUUGAUAACAUACCAGUUUAUCAUAAAAUGGAGCCAGUUAAAAAUAUACAGUUUAUAAGACUUAAAGAGUGCUAGCUCACACGACCGUGUUUAUCAAAAUACAAAGCAAUGUUUUAUGGUUUGGAAUCAAUUGAAAAUUAAUACCAAAGAUAUUGUUCAUCUUUUCUCAUGGUAUUGGUGUUUGAUAAAAUGAUUUAGUUUAUUACAGGGUUCCAACUUUCUUGAGAAGAUCUAGAAUUAUGGAAGUAAUAUUCCAGUCUGGGAAGAUGAGAAUAGUCGGGGUGGGGGGAAGAGAAAAUUUUCUUCUGAAUUUACCCAAUGUCCAACAUUUUGUUUUUAAUUUAUGAUUGGAAUAAGGAUCACAUUAAUCAGACCUUACCAUAAAAAGAAUUGAGGAGAGUGAUUAAUUGCUCUGCCAACUUAGAUUAUGGGGAGCUGUAACAAGAUACUACCAUAUUGAUACCAUUAGAUGGCAAGGUCUGAUUACAUUUCUUAAUCUAUUUACAUAAAUUAACUAUAACACUUUAUUGGAGAAUCUGUUAAAGCAAAUAAUAAAAGAAAGAACAAAUGUACAACUUUCUAAAUUCUGUAAAAACUGAAGGUGAAUAGGGAAAAAUUAGGGACUUGUUUUUUUUUUCAGAAGAAAGUAGGAACCCUGUGUAUGGUUGGAUAAUCAGAAAUGUUUGUGAUAGAGGCAGCAAAGCUGAAGAGAUUUCAUGGAUUGUGUACGUUCAUUGUGCAAAUGCUCAUUUAGUUCUUUUAUUGUUUGAAGACAUAGAAUGCGCCACAGUACUACUUUCCCAUGUACCAGUAAUGAGUGAUGGUGUAUAUGUUUUUAUACUGUGUAUAUUUAUAUGGUCUCAGUGGUGAGAAUGUACUGAAAGGUAGAUAGUUAAUAACUUAUAUAUGUAAAUUCACUUUAAUAUACUAGUGGUUGAAAUAUGUUGAGAGGUGUAGCAGGUGCAAAUGCUACACAUCUUUAAAUAAAAUAUCUUCUUUUUAUUACAUUUGUAUUACACCCAGUAAGACUGGAUAUAUUUGUGGUUUUGGUUUCAGUUUUAGUAAUAAAAAUUGCAUUAGUAAUGUGAUCAGUAUUUGUGGGUGGGAUCUUUUUAUGAUUUGAAAGAUGAGAAUAAAAUACUAGUCGUCUUUUUAAAGAUCCUGAGGAUGUAUCAUUUACUAAUGAUGAUUGUCAUAACAACAAGUUUUUGUCUUCGACUCCCUAAUUUGGAAAAGCUUUUGGUUGUGUAACUUAAAUUACUGAAACUAUAAGGUUAACUUCAAGAUGGGUUGCCGAGGCAUGUAUUUAAUUGAAACUGACCGAUAUUUAUUAUACGGGUGAGAGAUACAUUCUGUAGAUUGUCAGAGUUUAGUUUUGUGUUACAACUAUUGGAUUUUAGUACAUGUUUAAACUUUCCAGUUUUAUCAUAUAGAAAAACUAAAAGUGUAUGGGUGACAUCUUGUAUAAUAUAUGCAUUUCAUCUUAUGUGAGUUAUAACUAAAAAAAUCUUUUGAGCUGGGACAGUUUUGCAAGUUGGUUUAAAAACGGGAACAAAAUUUUAAACCAAGAAAACCUGUUUUUCCAAUAUAUUUUUAAUAACAUAGUUUAUCAGUUCAAAUUAGAAUAUGAGUAUAUUUAUUUACAUGUGCAUACUAUACAUGUAUUCUGUAUACUUAUUCCCUCCACCAUUUUUAAUAACUCAUAAACUACUAUUUAAAGCUACAACUAUGCAGUUAACAUUUUCAUGCAAUUUAAAGUAUUAUGAAAGGGGUUUGAUAAGGACUAAAGUCAUUUUAUGAUCUAAUUGUUUUUAGAGCUCUUAAUUAGAGAGUUAAUUAAUGGUUGAUAAUCACUUUGUAGCGAAUAAACAAGCUGCAAAGUUUUAUGAUUAGUUUUUUUUCAAAGCUCAAAAAGUGUUUAUUGUUAUGGUUAUCCAUACACGUUUGUUUUAGUCCAUUUCUAUACUGCCUUAUUUAAAGUGCACGUUGAGUGUUGUAUUUUUCAUAUUAUAAAGUUAGUAGGCUAUAUUCUUGGUUAUAUAUGACCUUAUUUCAAACGAAACUAACAAUUAUGUAACAAUAUAUUUACUAAACAAAUGUUAGGUAUUUGUAUAAAAAAUCAUUGGUGAAUUUGAUCAGUGGGUUUUUUUCUUUUUCUUUCUUCACAUUGUGAAUAUGUGUGAAGGUACGUACUUAAUAUUUGAUGGUAUAAGUUAUGUAAUUUAUGCAGUAUACAGGUUUUAUUUCAUGUGAUCGUGCAAUCUCAUUACUCAGCCCGUUUUUGUUUUAUGCUUACUGGUUGUAGUGACGCCGUGUGUGGUUUUGUUCAUAUCUUCUUAGAUAAAAUAGGUGUUUGUUUUUCCGUUUCCACUUGUCAGUAUCAUUGGGUGGUACUAUAGUAUCUGUGUAUAUGCACAAUGAUGAAUUUACUGUGUUUAUAUUUGUAAAUAUUUCAGAUGGGCCAUAUGAGAAAAAUUAAAUAUGGUUGAAAGUUA
Gigantopelta aegis is the source of this 3787-nucleotide messenger RNA. RefSeq names its product insulin-induced gene 2 protein-like. The transcript has 5 exons. Lineage: Eukaryota; Metazoa; Mollusca; Gastropoda; Neomphalida; Peltospiridae. The record is from RefSeq and is a predicted model, not a curated record. Bases 122 to 730 code for a protein of 202 amino acids. Gene Ontology annotation, cellular component: endoplasmic reticulum; SREBP-SCAP-Insig complex. Gene Ontology annotation, biological process: SREBP signaling pathway; cellular response to insulin stimulus; cholesterol biosynthetic process.